Messenger RNA from Lathyrus oleraceus (garden pea), 854 nucleotides. RefSeq names its product tyrosine-protein phosphatase DSP3. The transcript is spliced from 5 exons. The coding region runs from base 1 to 729 and encodes 242 amino acids. Lineage: Eukaryota; Viridiplantae; Streptophyta; Magnoliopsida; Fabales; Fabaceae. The record is from RefSeq and is a predicted model, not a curated record. Gene Ontology annotation, cellular component: cytoplasm. Gene Ontology annotation, biological process: dephosphorylation. Gene Ontology annotation, molecular function: phosphatase activity.
AUGGAAGUGGAACAAUCACAAUUUGUUAAUGAAGAUGUUGCUUAUUCACUUGAACAAGGGCAAGAAGUUCAACAAAUACAAGGAGAAGGGUUGUCAUCAUUGCCACCAAGUGCACUAAUAGAGGUAAGCAAAAGAAAAUCCUCUAAAAAACCUUCUAAAGUUUGGACAGAUUUUAAAAGGGUUAAUGAUAAGGCUAUGUGUAAGUAUCGUGGAAAACAAUAUGCAGCAAAUAGUGGUAGUCAUGACACUACUAACAUGCAUAAACAUUUGAAAGUAUACUUGUGUCCUGAACCCUAUCCGGAGGAGAAUUUGGAGUUUCUUAAAUCACAGAAUAUUCGUCUAUUUCAAUUUGGAAUUGAGGGGAAAACGGAAGUUUCUUUACCUAUUCUCAGUGAUUCUAUUAUGGAGGCUUUGAAAAUUUUACUUGAUGUGAGAAAUCACCCUGUUUUGAUUCAUUGCAAACGAGGAAAGCAUAGAACAGGUUGUGUAGUUGGUUGCUUCAGAAAGAUGCAGAACUGGUGUCUGUCUUCUGUGUUUGAGGAGUACCAACGCUAUGCUGGUGCUAAAUCCAGGACAACGGAUUUAACAUUUAUAGAGAUGUUUGACAUCAUAAAUCUUAGGCAGUGCCUCUACAGCAUCAUCUACCAGUAUCAAGAUGCUUCAAAGAAGCGUAGAUUGAUGUAUCAAGGCGAGACUACGCAGAAGCCACCCCGUUUGACAUCGUUUUAGCUGCUGCACUGGCUAUCAACUCCAUUUUUGGAUUUGGUAGAGAACUCAUACUUCAAAGUAAUUUUUUGGAGUCUUUGAACAUAUAUCCUUAGGGUUUUUAAAGAUCUUUUGAGUACUGCUAUUGA